Musca vetustissima is the source of this 696-nucleotide messenger RNA. RefSeq lists its product as uncharacterized. Gene Ontology annotation, biological process: sensory perception of taste. The coding region runs from base 1 to 696 and encodes 231 amino acids. The transcript is spliced from 2 exons. Gene Ontology annotation, cellular component: membrane. The record is from RefSeq and is a predicted model, not a curated record. NCBI's taxonomy places the organism in Eukaryota, Metazoa, Arthropoda, Insecta, Diptera, Muscidae.
AUGCCGUUGUUCGUGUCGGUUCAAAAAUUGCCGUGGCAUAAACGCCUCUUUCGCAAACUAUUCACCUCGAACAGUUAUUACAAAUCAAUGCAGCCGAUGUUUUGUACAACCUUCGUGUCCGGUGUUACACCCUUUCGCAUUGUCAGCCUUCCGAAUGGCGGGAAAAUUUUAAAAACUUCCUAUUUUGGUUAUUUAAAUCUGGUGGUUCAUGUCAUUUUGAUGGCCUAUUGUUAUGCCUACACCAUGCAUCAUCAUGAAUCCGUGGUCGGUUAUUUGUUGAGUACGAAAGUAUCGAAAUAUGGAAAUUAUUUGCAUGUCUGCAGUGGUAUUGUGGGUGCAACUGUAUUGCCCGUAGUCGCCAUAAUUCGAAAAAAGACUUUGGAGAAGUCUUUUAAUCUUUACUUGGAAGUCGAUAGACAUUUCGAUCGGAUAAAUGUCAGUUUGGACUACUCGCAAAUUUUACAAUAUGUCAUAUUUGUGUUGAGUAUGGUGGCAUUGUUCGAUUGCACCAUCACAGUGAUUUGUAUUUAUUGUCUGAAUUCGAUUAGUGUCUAUCCAUCGCCAUGUUUGAUUUUUAUUUCGGUGGCUGAGGUAAUGGGCAUCUCGGUGACCAUAUCAUUAUUUUGUGCUAUGGUUAGAUCGGCCCAGAGGCGUAUGCGUCUCUUGAAUAAGUUUAGUUCAGCCUCGAAAUUAUAA